Eruca vesicaria subsp. sativa (arugula) is the source of this 2430-nucleotide messenger RNA. NCBI's taxonomy places the organism in Eukaryota, Viridiplantae, Streptophyta, Magnoliopsida, Brassicales, Brassicaceae. The record is from the annotation of a GenBank genome assembly.
AUGAAGUUUGGAAAAGAAUACGAAACGCAGAUGAUCCAAGAAUGGCGUGAAGCCUACAUGGAUUACCGUUCUCUCAAAGCCCUCGUCAAACAGAUCCUCCGUCACCACCUCCAAAAACAACAACGUCCACCUCCACCUCCUCAUCCUCCUCCUCCACAAAAAGGAGAAACCGAACCGGUCCAAUCCGACAACACCGUAAACCAACUCGGAGAAGGAACCGGUCCAACAGGGUUAUCAAGAACCAUAUCACUCUACCGCGCAUUCAGCGGUCUCACAAACCGAGCCAGAGGCUCCCCAAAGAAAUCACACAAACACAACAACCCUCUAAGCAGCAAACGCCACCACCAUUACCAUCUCUUCGACGACGACGAGGAGCAAGUCAUCCUCAUCAACGAGGACAAGACGGGAACCUACACGACGACGUUUCUAUGCUCAGCUGAGGAAGGAGGAGAGAUGGACGUUCAGUUUUUCAGGCGGCUUGAUGGAGAGCUCAACAAGGUUUUGAGAUUCUAUAAGCAGAAAGUGGAGAGUGUUAUGGAAGAAGCUGAUGAGCUUAGUAGACAACUUAACGUUUUGAUUGCUCUUAGAGUUAAAGUUGAGAAUCCAAACAUUGUUUUUCCUAACAUUAGUGCUGUCUCUAGUACUCAAUCUUCACCACUUUCAACCCCUAGGGCUCCAGUCACAUCCAGAAUCAUUUUUGUGAAUGUUUUGAUAUGUGUAGCCACUUCACCAUUGGAUGUGAUCAAAGAAGUGGAACAGACUGAAGAUAAGAAAGUCUACAAACCUGCUCGAGUAGAGAUUUUGGAUCACAUAAAGAUUAAAAUCGAACACGAAACCCCGUUGCAAACUCUUAAAUCCAUGAUCAUGGGUAUCACAAGUGAGCAAACCUUCAGCAAAGUUGAGCUUAAGAGAGCUGAGGAGCUUAUGAGCCGUGCUUUUGUUGAGUUCUAUCAGAAACUUAGGUUCUUAAAGAGUUAUUGCUUCUUGAAUCAGUUGGGAUUUUCAAAGAUACUAAAGAAGUAUGACAAGACUACUUCAAGAAAUACAUCUAAGCCUUAUCUAAACACAGUGGAUCAUUCUUAUUUAGGAAGCUGCGAUGAGGUCUCGAGGCUCAUGUCUAGAGUGGAAGCUACGUUUAUUAAACAUUUCGCCAAUGGAAAUCACCGAGACGGGAUGAAAUCUUUAAGGCCUAAAACUAAGAGGGAGAAACACAGAGUCACAUACUGCCUCGGCUUCUUGUCUGGUUGCGCCGCGGCUCUAGCCAUUUCAAUCGUGGUUGUUGUACAUAUAAGAGGCAUAACAAAAAGUGAAGGUAGACAUCAGUACAUGGAGAACAUCUUCCCUCUUUACAGCUUGUUAGGGUUCGUUGCGGUUCAUCUGUUUAUGUUUGCUGGAGACAUAUACUUCUGGAGUAGAUAUAGAGUAAACUACCCUUUUAUCUUUGGUUUUGAGCAUGGGACUGAUCUAGGUUACAGAGAAGUUCUUCUUCUUGGCGCUGGUCUAGCAGUUCUAACAUUCGGAGGAGUACUCUCGAAUCUUGACAUGGAAAUGGAUCCAAGAACAAGAAGUUUUAGUGUCAUCACGGAGCUAGUUCCUUUAGCUCUUCUCCUCUGCUUGAUGACGGUUGCGUUUUGUCCAUUUAAUAUAAUAUAUCGUGCAAGUCGAUAUUUCUUCAUCGGAUGCGUCGUCCGUUGUGUUUUAAGCCCGCUCUACAAGGUAACGUGCAAUCCAAGUAAUCUCUUUAUUGGUUUGGUUUGGCAGGUGCAAGCAUUCAGAAACUUAUUGUUUUAUGUUUGUUAUUAUGGAUGGGCUGGAGAUUUCAAGAAACGAACACAUGAAUGCUAUGAGAGUGACAUUUAUAAAAAACUCUACCUUAUCGUUGCCAUUGUUCCUUACUGGUUUCGCUUUGCUCAGUGUAUAAGGAGGUUGGUUGAGGAGAAAGACAGAAAUAAUGGUAUAAACGCGCUAAAGUAUCUCUCGACUAUAAUAGCGGUUGCGGCUAGGACAGUCUUCGAGAUGCAUAAAGGGACGUACUGGCUUACGUUGGCUGUAACAACGUCCAUCAUUGCCACAUUGUUCAAUACUUAUUGGGACAUUUUCAAGGAUUGGGGUCUCAUGAACCGCAACUCCAAAAACCCUUGGCUCCGUGACAAACUCUUAAUCCCUCACAAAAGUACUUACUUCAUUGUCAUGGUGGUGAAUGUGGUCCUGAGGCUGGCGUGGAUGCAGACGGUUCUUGGGAUUAGAGACGCUCCAUUUUUGCAUAAAAGAGCUUUGAUUGCUGUUGUUGCCACCUUAGAGAUUAUUCGUCGUGGCAUUUGGAACUUCUUCAGGUUGGAGAAUGAGCAUUUGAACAAUGUUGGCAAGUACAGAGCCUUCAAAUCUGUACCUUUGCCUUUUCAAGAAGCUGGAGGAAACAAGAGCAUGUAA